CGGGCCUUCAAAGUCAACAAGUAUUCGACGUUAUCUGACGAUCAGAGGAGGUCGCAUGUGGAUGACUAGUUGAAUGGUGGAGCGGGUGUGAAGGGAGGGGCGUUUCAGUCGGUGCUCUCGGUGACGGAUGUAAAGAGGAUCGAUACCUCGUAGCCGUGUGUGAAACAACGACAACGGAGAGGGUCACGGUGGUCUGAUCCGCUUUAAAGCCUGUUAAACUUCUUGCGCAUCCCCCAACACUCAUCAGGAAUGUGGUAAGACCAUCUAGCAGAUCGCUGCAAUCAACAUUCACAUUCAUCUUGCCGAUACAUGCUUCAAGUAGUUCCCAAGCCCUGGGUCCAGGAACUCACUCCCACGCAGCAUCCCAUCCCAGUCCACUGCGAUCCCACUUGCCGCCCUCCUCGCCGAAAGCCAUCCAGCCCAGGGCUGUGCAGGUGAUGCCAGCUGCCCGGAUCCAGGCUGUCCCAUCAAGCUUGGCGAGGCCCGGAUGCGUCUCAUUCCCAUUUUCAUCUAGCGCGCCGAAGACCUGGCCAGCGGGGACGUUGCCGUAAUGGAUGUGUCCGUAAUACAACCCCCGGAUCGUCUUCACGACGUGGGAGUCGAAGUGGUCGAGCCCAGUGGUAAUAAUCGGGGCCCAGGGAUCCGCGGCGGUGCUGGUUUUGAGGCUUGCAGGAGCCGGCAGAGCGGGAUAGGACAUCAGCAGCGAGGGGUUGAUAUGAGGGCGCCCACGGGCAAUACCCCAUACGGCGCAAGCGCGUGCGAAGCCUUGCAGCAUCUGGACCUUGUGAAGCUUCCGGGGCAGCGCGUCAAGCAGGCGAGGCAGGACAAUCGCACUGGUAAUGGCGUGCAUGAGGAAGAAGUCGAUGCGGGGCCCGUGGCCCGUGCGCCCCACCCCUGCGGCUGCUCCUUCCAAGGUCGUGUCGAUGGACCACUUCGAGUACAAAUUGCGCAAAGCAUGGGUGUGUAUGGGAGAGUCGCUGAUCUUGUAGAACCCAGUGCCGAU
This is a messenger RNA of Mycena citricolor, 1003 nucleotides long. The record is from the annotation of a GenBank genome assembly. NCBI's taxonomy places the organism in Eukaryota, Fungi, Basidiomycota, Agaricomycetes, Agaricales, Mycenaceae.